Molecule: messenger RNA, 718 nt
Organism: Trichoplusia ni (cabbage looper)
Lineage: Eukaryota; Metazoa; Arthropoda; Insecta; Lepidoptera; Noctuidae
Product: peptidyl-tRNA hydrolase 2, mitochondrial-like
Exons: 2
Coding region: 180-665 (161 amino acids)
Cellular component (GO): cytosol; mitochondrion
Molecular function (GO): peptidyl-tRNA hydrolase activity
Source: RefSeq, a predicted model, not a curated record
CACUCUUUUUCUAUCUGCCUGCCAAAUGAAAGGAACUGUCAAAGUCAAAUUCAUAUAUCUUCAAUGCGUAUUUUAACCCUAUUAAAAUUUUAAGUUUUAGGUUCUAAUUUAUAGCAGAAGAUAAAGCACCUUUCAUUAGGUGCAAAUUUUAAAGCGCAACCAUUCUGACAAAACAAAAAAUGGAUUUUAAUUUAUCAUUUUUCACCGGCGUUGGCUGUGGUCUUUGUCUCGGUAUUUCAUUAUUUGCGUUAAGAAAGUAUUUAACAAACAUUGCUGAUACAACGAAAGCUGUUAAAAAGUAUGCUACAAAUGGCGAAUACAAACUGGUUUUAGUUGUUCGAACAGACCUUCAGAUGACUAAAGGCAAAAUAGCAGCUCAAUGUGGCCAUGCUGCAGUAGGUGCCUAUGAAAAAGCUUUAAAAGAGGACCCUUCAAUCUUGAAAACCUGGUUAAGAACUGGCCAAGCAAAAAUAGCUCUUAAGAUAGACUCAUUAGAGUCAUUGAAACAAAUUUCUGACAAUGCUAAGAAAAUGGGACUGAUUACAACUACUAUUAGAGAUGCCGGAAGAACACAAAUAGCACCAAACUCAAUCACUGUCGUCGGUAUCGGACCAGCACCUGUUAAAAUGAUUGAUAAAGUGACCGGAGACCUCAAAUUGUUGUAAAUUUAUGUUUAAGUUAAAAUAUAUAAAAAUGAAAUAUUAUAUUUUUACCUGUU